CCUCAGGACAGCGCGACAGGGGCCCGAUGUGUUGUCUGCUGGGGUGGGCAAAGUGUUGCCACUACAAUAUUCCUCUGAACUCACUUUAUUGGCCGUCGGGAAACAUCCACCUUCAUCACACAGUCUUUAAGUACUUUCCCUGUAGAAGAACUAGCAGCGAAGAGACCUCUGCUCUUAACUUUUGGAAAAAGCAGGAAAAUGGCAUCAGAAGACAUCACUAAGCUUGCGGAGUCACUUGCCAAAACCAAAGUGGGUGGUGGACAGUUGAGCUUCAAAGGCCAGAGCCUUAAACUGAACACAGCUGAAGAUGCUGAAGAAGUGAUCAAGCAAAUUGAGGAAUUUGAUGGCCUGGAAGCCUUGCGCCUGGAAGGCAACACAGUGGGUGUGGAGGCAGCAAAGGUCAUUGCCAAAGCGUUGGAGAAGAAAUGUGAGCUCAAGAGGUGUCAUUGGAGUGACAUGUUUACAGGAAGGCUAAGGUCUGAGAUCCCCCCUGCUUUGAUCUCUUUGGGGGAUGCACUCAUCACUGCUGGAGCCCAGCUGGUGGAACUGGACCUCAGUGACAAUGCCUUUGGGCCAGACGGUGUGCGUGGCUUUGAGGCUCUGCUGAAGAGCCCUGCAUGCUACACUCUACAGGAACUCAAGCUCAAUAACUGUGGCAUGGGCAUUGGUGGUGGCAAGGUACUGGUGGAACUGGACCUCAGUGACAAUGCCUUUGGGCCAGACGGUGUGCGUGGCUUUGAGGCUCUGCUGAAGAGCCCUGCAUGCUACACUCUACAGGAACUCAAGCUCAAUAACUGUGGCAUGGGCAUUGGUGGUGGCAAGAUCAUUGGGACUCUAGAAGAGGUCCAUAUGCCUCAGAAUGGAAUUAACCAUCCUGGCAUAACAGCACUGGCCCAGGCCUUUGCUAUCAACCCGCUGCUUAAGGUUAUAAACUUGAAUGACAACACCUUCACAGAGAAAGGAGCUGUGGCCAUGGCAGAGACUCUGAAGGCGCUUCGGCAGAUUGAAGUGAUCAACUUUGGAGACUGCCUGGUGCGUUCAAAGGGUGCUGUUGCUAUUGCUGAUGCUGUUAAAGAAGGACUUCAUAAAUUAAAGGAACUGAAUUUGUCUUUCUGUGAAAUCAAACGAGAUGCUGCUCUGACUGUUGCUGAAGCUAUUGAAGAUAAGGCAGAGUUGGAGAAGUUGGAUCUCAAUGGUAACUGUCUGGGAGAAGAGGUAUGUGAGCAACUCCACGAGAUCCUUGAAGGCUUCAAUAUGGCAGCUGUGCUGGGAUCUUUGAGUGAUGAUGAAGGGGAGGAGGAUGAUGAUGAAGAGGAUGAGGAUGAAGAUGAAGAAGAGGAAGAGGAGGAGGAGGAACAGCAACAGCUGAAGGAGAGAGGAGAGGAAGAACAGGAGUCACUGACACCUAAGAAGAUUAUUGAUUCACAGGCUUCAACUCCAGUGCCAUCUCCUCCUGUGGAUGUUGCCACAUUCCUUGCUUUCCCAUCACCAGAGAAGCUGCUGCGACUAGGACCAAAGUGCUCUGUGCUGAUAGCUCAGCAGACAGAUACAUCUGAUGUAGAGAAAGUAGUUGCAACUCUCCUAAGGAUAUCAUCAGUCUUCAAAGAUGAAGCCCCAGUGAAAACAGCAGUGCAUGAAACAACAGAUGCCUUGAUGAAAAAAGCCUUCAGUUCUGCCACAUUUAAUUCAGAUGCAUUCAUCACAAACCUUUUGAUCCACAUGGGACUACUUAAGAGUGAAGAGAAAAUCAAAGCUGUUCCGAGCCUUUAUGGUAUUCUUAUGACCUUGAACCAUAUGGUCCAACAGGAUUAUUUCCCUAAAUCCCUGGCCCCAGUUCUCUCUGCUUUUGUCACAAAACCACACCGUGCUCUUGACUCCUGCUCAUUUGCUCGCCACAUGCUCUUGCAAACUCUCCACCAGCUGUAAGAGACGAGAUGUGCCCUUCUCUCCUCAUAGGACUGUUGUCAGCAGAGAACUUGGAGCCACGUGGUGGCAGAGGAUCCCAGAGCCCAUACAGACAUGCUGUCCUUUUUUUCUUCUUUCCCUGUAGGAAGUCUGUCCUUCCUCUUCUUUCAUAAACUUGGAAAAAUCCUGCUGAAUUGUCUUCCUACACCUCUAGAGUGACUCCCUGGUCUGUAGGGCAGGUGCUUAUGCUAAAAUAAGUCCGUGCUCCUGUGAGCUCAGCAUGAAUUGAAGAGUUCUCCAUUUUGGUUGCAUUAGCAAGGGUGUGCCAAGACUAACACGGGGCCCGGAAGUGCUCCCCUCCCGAUCAACCCAAUUGUGCAUUUUAUUUUAUUUCACUGGACUUUGACUCCUGCCUGAUAGCAUUCAGCACUGUGCCAGAGGGAGGCUGUGCUGCUGCUGCUGCCACUGUCCCUGCUUCCCUAGGCCAGGGGAAUGCUGCUCAUGGGUCAGAGGGUGAGGUGUGCUCCCCUUUGGUUCUUCUUUCAAGUCCAUUUGUCAAAGGCAGUGUGUGGUUGAUUUGUAUUUUAACAUACCCCUUCCCCUUCUGCUGUGGCUUGGAAUAUUUGUGUAGUGUGGCUGACACUGGUGGCCAUUGCUUAGGGGAGCAAACAUAUUUUAUUGUAAAUUUUUUUGAAGUUGCCUGUGUCGUUCCCUCUUCCUGCCCUUUCUCUUCUCUCCCUAAUUAAAAUAGGCUUGGUUUGGAAAUUAAUACAAUCCAUGAAAUCCCUGUGGAA
Molecule: messenger RNA, 2699 nt
Organism: Empidonax traillii (willow flycatcher)
Lineage: Eukaryota; Metazoa; Chordata; Aves; Passeriformes; Tyrannidae
Gene: RANGAP1
Product: Ran GTPase activating protein 1
Exons: 17
Coding region: 199-1926 (575 amino acids)
Biological process (GO): activation of GTPase activity; nucleocytoplasmic transport; signal transduction
Cellular component (GO): nucleus; cytosol; perinuclear region of cytoplasm
Molecular function (GO): GTPase activator activity; small GTPase binding
Source: RefSeq, a predicted model, not a curated record